GAGAAAGAUUAUAUAUUGUAAAGGUUUCCGUUUCACUCUGCACUCGAAAUGUUUUUCCGAAAUCGGUUAUUUUAACACAAAAUACAAAAGUAUGUACAUACAAUCUGGUACAGUUUUGUUUUCGAAAUAUUUUGUACGAAUCUCAUUUUUACAUCCUGUAUGACUGGGUUAUAAUUAAAAUUCCGGAUAUAUUUGGCCUGGUAGGAAGGAUAUUCCACUUGUUUUGAAAUUCGAAGUUUGAAUGUCAAGUAAAUAAUACCGACAGUGCAAAGACAGGAUGGCGGACAUACCCACUUUGCUAAAUCGCGUUAUGCAAUUAGAGUACAAAUUGAAAGCCAUGGCACAGAGGACAAAGAAAGAGAUUAUUUGGAAGAAGCAGUUGGAAGACUGGAUUUUGAAAACUUUUAACUACGACUUGCGGCUAGAUGUGGAGCUGAAAUUGUUACAAAAUGAGGGAGGAUCUAGUGAGUUUCAAUCUGUAGAGAUGAAUAAUUCUCAAAAUCGGGUAUUUAUGGGACAAACUAGCAUUACAAAAACCAGCAGGACAGCCCCAUCGUCAUUGUCAUCAUCAUCUAUGCCUGUACAUAAUCCGGUGAAUAAUCGAAACUUUGUUCCACAACAACCCCAAACAAUCUCAUCUUCUAGACAAGUUCCACCUAAUGUGUCCAUUACUACAAUGCCUAUGCCAGUCCCCUCAUUGCCAGUGCAUUCAAGUCAGCAUGUACAGCAGACCUCUAUGAUGGGACAACUAGGUUAUCAUCAGCAGAGAGGGCCACCGUGGCCUGGAGUACGACAAAUGCGACCGGUUCAACUACAAAAGCGUAGACGAAUCGCAAACAAUGUUGGCAUCAGACAAAGAGCCGUCCACCACAGUGACAUGUCCACUACGCCAAUAAUUGUUUCUACUUCAUCCAUGGCUCCGGCACACAACCGGUCUCCAGAACUUAUUUUCCUAGAUGACGAUGACGAUGUAGCAAAGAGUGAUGUGACCACAAUCACGUCGUCGAACUUACCCGCCGGUUUGGCAAGAACAGCAACAACGUUCACAGGGACUAUUUCAAAUAUCUCUCGUUCGGGCAUAAAUACAAGUGCUAGUAGUAAUAAUACCAGUUUCAGCAACAUAAUUCCUUGCACCAGUAGUGCCAAUACGAAUAAAACAAGCACUGCUCAAAGUUCCGGAAUCUACAAUGUGAAUAAUAACACUACCCACGGAAUUGCCUCCUCUGAUAGUCCCGGUUUCAGUAAUUUUGUGAAUACUUCCGGGAACAGUUUGACUGGCAAUAGCGUUGCUACUACAAAUAUUGAUACAACAACGAAUUCAGUCAGCAGCAGCAGCAGCAAUAUAAUGGGGAUCCAAAGCCAAAGCCAUCUCGGUUCCUCAAUAGAAUCGAUAUUAUCAGCUGCACAUAAUUCUCGUGCUAUUUAUAGUGGAGACUCGAUAGGAGGUGGUGAUUCUGAAAAUAGUUGUGGUUUUGAUUCGUCACUAUUGAUGAAUAUGAUCCAGCUUGAAAGUCAACAUGCUGCUAACAAUUACAUUACUAGAAAUGAUGGACUCUUAAUGUUUAAUAUUAAAAAAAUUCUACUGGAUUAUGAGCCGAAUCUUCACAACGAGUUACUUAAAGUGGCCCCGAAUGGAGGAGAUUUGCCACUGUGUUACAAGAAAAAAAUUAAUACAAAUGUCUGCCACUUCCUGAUUCAGGUGUACGGUGAACGUGUUCCACGGGUGGCAAAAGAAGCAAUGGCUGACUCAAUAUGUUCUGAAUAUCCGGUCAAUAAGGACGAGUGGUUUCAAAAGCUAACAAACAAAAAUGCUACCGGCCUUAUUGAAAAUGGACUAAUCAGUCUGCGAAAAAAUUUACGGGACCAUCUUAAACGUUUAGAACAGGAUCCGUCCUUAAAAUUAGUCUAGAUAUUCAAAACGUAAACAUAUAUUCUCAUUUAUUUUAGUAUGUACUGUACUGUAUGUAAUGCAUGUAUGGGGUUUGUUUUAAUUCAGAUUAGUCAUUCCACAAUAAUAGAAAAUUUUUAAUCAUACCGCAGA
Messenger RNA from Folsomia candida, 2041 nucleotides. RefSeq lists its product as uncharacterized. The transcript has 7 exons. The record is from RefSeq and is a predicted model, not a curated record. The coding region runs from base 278 to 1909 and encodes 543 amino acids. NCBI's taxonomy places the organism in Eukaryota, Metazoa, Arthropoda, Collembola, Entomobryomorpha, Isotomidae.